Fusarium coffeatum is the source of this 4038-nucleotide messenger RNA. RefSeq lists its product as uncharacterized. Gene Ontology annotation, biological process: mRNA export from nucleus. NCBI's taxonomy places the organism in Eukaryota, Fungi, Ascomycota, Sordariomycetes, Hypocreales, Nectriaceae. Gene Ontology annotation, cellular component: nucleus; cytoplasm; transcription export complex 2. The record is from RefSeq and is a predicted model, not a curated record. The coding region runs from base 1 to 4038 and encodes 1345 amino acids. The transcript has 2 exons.
AUGAGUGCGACGUCUGUUGCAUCAUCAAACCAGAUGUUUUCGGCUUUUGGUCAACCAACGCGGAGUCCAUCUCCAGCGAUUAAUCCUUUCGCGACCAAGUCUGACGACAAAGGAAGCGCAUUCGGCAUUGAUGGCGCGAACGAUUCUUCCAAGACGAAGCGAAAUAAGCGAACAUCGGCCUUUGGCGACCAGAGCGAUAGUGAUGCAAAGCGGAAGACGAAGAACGGUUUUAAAGGCAAAGAUGCCAACUUGAGUGACGGAGGCGGUAGGCUCAAGACCCGCAAAGGUGACGAGAAGAAGAAGCAGAUCGAUACAAAGAAAAACCCAUUCGCUACUGCCUCUUCGUCCAAAAAAUCAACAGGUCAAAACGCGCGUAACAACGGCUCUAACCCAUUCGCGACGACGCGCGAUGAAUCGCGACCAACUUCGUCAUCGAGCGCCGACGCUCAAGAUGAUCACGUUCCCGAAUCUUAUCAUUCCGACGACCCUCAUGCAAAGAGAGUAUACGAGCAGUUGCGGAAAGACGGUAUACACCCUCCACAAUGGCCAUCACAACCUGGAAACCCUAAGAACAAGGGUGAGGUCUCGAAAUUCCGCGAGAGAUACGAGGCCUACCGCAGCAAGGCACGCGCGUCGUUAACAAAGGCCGGCCUGAUUGACGAUCCUGAAAAGCGAAAGACACUUCAAGAUGCCAUUGACUUCAAGGGUAUCUGCGAGGAUAUGUGUCCCGAGUACGAAAAGAUCACGCGAAUCAACGAGAUGGAUGUUCAUCAACCCGAGAAGAAUCCUAAAACAACAUUUGCCAAUACGAGUCGCAUGAUCAAGAAGCUCGCUCGCUCUGCUGCUGGUCAGGAGGCACCUCUUCCCAUGGAUGUACGAUCGAUACCGGCUCUCAAAAGGACACUGGACUAUCUUAUUGAUGAUCUACUGCGCGAGGAUUCAAAUCUUCCAGGUUUGCAUGGCUUCCUCUGGGACAGAACACGAGCGAUUCGCCGAGACUUUACCUUCUUCUCGUCUCUUACGCCUGACGAAAUGAAAAUACAAGUCUACGUUCUGGAGAACAUUGCGAGGUUCCACGUCACGGCACUGCACCUACUUACUCAAGACGGUAAAGCACCUGAAGAUUUUGUGGAACAGCAGGAAUUGGAGCAGUUAGGAAAGGCUCUACUAUCUCUCCGUGACGCCUACGAUGAUUGCAACGACCAGGGCAUCCGCUGUGAGAACGAGCCCGAGUUUCGAGCAUACUACCUUAUCUUUCAUGCAUACGACUCAAAUAUUAUCGAGACCCUUCAACGCCAAUGGAAGCCGAAUCUGUGGAAGGACUCGGAUGAGGUUCGCACAGCAGUGUCGCUGGUCGAGGCCCUUCAGAACACUCAAGACUUUCAUGGACCUCUCACAGACGCGCCGUCUUUGGCUGCGUCAUCGGCCUACCAAUCGUACUUUCGAAUAGUGGAAGAUCCAAAGGUUUCUUAUACAAUGGCUUGCUUUGCAGAAUGCCAUUUUCCCAGACUACGACGUUGCAUCUUAUCUGCUAUCAAGCGAGCUCUUGCUCGACCUCGAGAAACUUCCAAGGAUGUUACGGCUGCUGUCUUGAACAAGUUCCUUCGCUUUGAUACUGUUGAGCAGGCCAUAGAGUUUGCGGAGCUUCAUAACAUCGAAUUCGGCGAAUGCGAAGAAACCCCUUCUGACACCAGUCGCCAAUACGCAAAGUUGGACAACCGAAGUUCCUUGCCUCAUCUUCGGUUAAAACACCAAUUUUCCCACAGCCUGGUCGAGAAGAAGCGUGGUGCAAGGACGCUCCCUCAGCUUAUUCACGAAACGAUACACGAAGACACGACUGCUAAACCUACAGUCAACGGAUCUGUUGGAGGAAGCCCAUUUGUUUCAAAUACCCAAAAUACCAACAAGCCCUCGAUACCAACCGGACCCAAGGCAACAACACCGAGUCCUUUUUCAGCGUUCAGUACACCUGGUGGAUCCUGGGGAGACAACAAGGCUAGUAACGGCACCACAGGGACUACAUUCAACGGAACCACGCAAACCAACGGCUUUGCUGUGCAACAACCGAAACCGCAGCAAAAUCCUUUCGCUUCAGGUCUGGCCUCCGCGGCCAAACAACCUGCUUCCAACCCAUUUGGGCCGGCUGAUUCUACGUCGACGCCAUUACAGACCAGCAAUACUAGCACCAAGACAGAUACCAGUUCUCAGCAGCCACAGACUUCCGGAACAGCCCAACCUUUGAAUCCAUUUGCCUCUUCGUAUAAACCGUCGACUACUUCGGAUGCUCCAGCAAAAGGCAGCCCCUUCAAUAGCCCGUUCAGUCAGCCUUUUGCACCUGCAAAGACAGACAACGGGCCCUCGACAAAACCGGCAUUUUCCUUCCCGCCAGCGACAACUGCACCCCCCGCAACCGAAAUUGCCUCUACUGCCUCUAGUGAUAGUAAAAGCGAACCAGCAGACAAACCCCAGAUCCAAGCCCCGGCAGCCACAACAGCAGACUCAACAAAGGGACCUACUAUCAAUUUCAUACCUCCAACUCCAACACUAUCAACGAACCCCUUUAAUACUACAACGCAACCGCCACAGCCAUUUCCAUCGAGCGCCAAUAACAGCGUACCACAAGCACCUACAACAGGGCCUGGGCUGGAGAAGUCUAAGCCAGCAACAAGCAUUCUUGGCUCGCAGCCCUCAGCCACACCAACACCUCAAUUCUCGUUCCCUCCUAUCGGAACGCCAGCCUUCCCAGCACCACCCAAGAGCAGCGAUGUUUCUCAACCUUCGACAGCUCUUACGGCCAGCCAGCCACCUAAAGAGCCAACUCCCGUCCCAGCAUCUCCAGCGCCACCUCGUGACCUCCUAGGUGACUUCACUAAGUGGUUUGUAAUGGGUGAUCAGGGACUCAUGGAUGAGUUUCAAGCAUUUAUGCUAGAUAAUAUUCUUCAAGGUGUAUAUCGAAAAUAUGUUCAAGAUGAAGAAGCAAAGAGAAAGAAAGAGGAGGAAGAACAAGCCCUAGCAGAGGCAAGGAAAUUCCGUACUUAUAGCCUAUCAGUCAAGUACUUCUACCGCUGGAAGGAAAUUGCACGCGAUCGACGCUUGAGCCGACUUCGUCGAAGUGGUCGAGAACAAAUGAGGGCUUACUACGAAGAACAACGUGCGAUGCAGGCCAAGGCCCAGAAAGAUGCUGCUCGCCGAGCGGCUCGUGAACAGGCCGAGAUUGCGGAAUUGAACCGACCGGAGGAGUUGAAGGACUUCCUCAAGCAUAAAAAGCCCAGUAAACGUCGCCAAGCAGAAGAAGAGGACGCGCUACUUGCUUCCGGUGUCUUAUCCGGAAUCAACAACGAACAAGAGGCUGUUACCAAGAUCGUACGUAGGGCGCCGUCUAUUGCCAGCACCGCUUCCAGCAAGCAAUCGAGCACAUCCACCUCAAGAGGUGGUUCAAAGACCAGAGCACUUCGACAACAGUUCGCGAGCGACCAACCCGCCACUUUCAGACGCUCACUGCCUCCCAUGAUCUCUCGAAAAACCUCAAGCCCUGAGCCCAGCACUCGUGUCAGUAGGGUCUCCGAACGCUGGCGUCUCAAAGCUAUGGGCAUUGUCCAAUUACCUGACGGUACGGCUGUGCCCGAAUCAAUGGCGCAUGAGAUGCAACCUGGCAAGAGAAGACUCGUAAGCAGUACGAUGGGCCCGCCUAGUAGCUAUCCUAUUCGCAGAGCCUCCGGGGGUGAUUUCACGCGCUCUGAAGCACGACAGCGUAUUUCUACCUCACAUGAAAACAUCGACACAAGCGAGUCCGACAGCGCCACUACCAAAAACAAGAGAAAGCGUGCGACUGAAGAUGAUGGUGAGGCGACUCAAGAACGUCAGGCUAAAUCCAGCUCGCAUAAGCGGGUUAUGAGCGACGCGCAAAACCUUAUCAACGAGCUCCGCGCUAUGAGAGAGGAGAUGGAAGAAGGUGCGACGUGGUUCAGAGAUCAGAACGACAGACUGCAGAGCGAGUUGAUUAGUAGAAGCUCGACACCGUGGGAUCAAGAUGCAUAA